ACGUGACGUCAUCAGGCGGCGCCGCUACAGCGCGGUGAUUCAACUGGAGAAAGGAUAAAGUGUCCAAACACAGAGAAAAACUCCUGCUGAAGCGACUGAUCUCCACACUGUUAUAAAGAUGGCGUUUAUUAAAGAGGAGAGUGAAGAUGUGAAGAUUAAAGAAACAUUCACAGUCAAACAGGAAGAUCUGCAGGAACAAACAGACCUGAUAGUGCUGAAGGAAGAGACUCAACAAUGCAAUAAAAUGGAAGAGCAACACCAAGAAAUAACAGCUGAUGAAAAACCCACACUGACUGAAAAGACUUCAUCACUCGGAAGACCUCGGAAAUCCAAAACUGAGUGUAAUUUUAGCUGUAAACAGCGUAGAAAGAGUUUCAUUCAAAAGCUUAACCUUGGUGUUCACAUGAGAGUUCACACUAGGGAGAAACCUUACACUUGCGAACAGUGUGGAAAGAGUUUUGGUAAAAAGAGAAGCUUAAAGACCCACAUGAGAAUUCACACUGGAGAGAGGCCGUACACAUGCCAACAGUGUGGAAAGAGUUUUAAGCAAAUUGGCACCCUUAAAGGCCACAUGAGAAUUCACACUGGAGAGAGGCCGUACACAUGCCAACAAUGUGGAAAGAGUUUUAAGCAAAGUGCCACCCUUAAAGGCCACAUGAGAAGUCACACUGGAGAGAGGCCGUACACAUGCCAACAGUGUGGACAAAGCUUCUAUUAUGCAGGAAACUUUGCAGCGCACAAGAGAAUUCACACUGGAGAAAAGCCCUACACAUGCCAACAGUGUGGAAAGAGUUUUAAGCAAAGUGGCACCCUUAAAGGCCACAUGAGAACUCACAAUGGAGGAAAAACACAGUGUGGGAAAAGUUUUGCUCAAAAACAAAAGCUUGACACCCACAUGACGAUCCACACUGAAGAGAAACCUUACACAUGCACAGAGUGUGGUAAAAGUUUCACAUGUAAAAGCUCACUCAUUAACCACAUGAAAACUCACACCAGAGAGAAGCUGUUUGCAUGUAAUCAGUGUGAAAAGAGCUUCACAUGUAAAGCUAACCUCAUGAACCACAUGGAUGGUCACUCUGGAAUCAUAGUGUUCAUAUGUGAUCAGUGUGGAAAGAGUCUCACACGCAAAGACUACAUUAAGCAACACAUGAAGACUCACUCAAGAGAGGAUCGUUUUAGAUGCAGUGAGUGUGGAAAGAGCUUUAAACAAAAAAUAAACCUCAGCGCUCACAUGAAGCUUCACAAUGCAGAGCAGAGUCCUCAACAUUGAGACCUUGUCCACACAAACACGAGUAUAUUGAAAACGGCAGCUUUUUCAUGUAGUUUGGCUGUUCAUUGACAUGAAGUUUAUUUAUAAACUACUUUCGAGAGGAUCACAUGCUUAUUAUUGUUCACGACUGGUCCAGCAUUAGCUAACACGAUUCACCAAUCAGAUGAUUCCUGACGCCCUAUAAAGGACAAGAGAUUCUUACCUCUGUUAUCUUUGUCGUUAUCUUUUAGACUCCCUAAAGCCCUGUUCAGACUACACAAUGCCAUUUGUCAGUUACGACAGAUGAGAUUUGUUUCAGAUUAUGAGAUUUUGACUUGAUCAAAUCUUGAUGUGUUGUGGUUAACAAAUGAAGACUUUGGUUUCAAAACACUACACAUUUAUUUUGAUGGACUAAUCUCAGAAAAGAAACAAGUUUUCUUCAUGAAGACAAUUAAACUUUCUAUAGACAACUGCUCGCCUUUAAAUAUACGUUCAUGUGAAAACUCCACCAUUACUACAAAUAAAUCGUUGUAUGAGAAA
This is a messenger RNA of Danio rerio (zebrafish), 1789 nucleotides long. NCBI's taxonomy places the organism in Eukaryota, Metazoa, Chordata, Actinopteri, Cypriniformes, Danionidae. The record is from RefSeq and is a predicted model, not a curated record.